This is a messenger RNA of Brassica oleracea var. oleracea, 3067 nucleotides long. RefSeq names its product glutamic acid-rich protein. Gene Ontology annotation, cellular component: nucleus. The coding region runs from base 272 to 2602 and encodes 776 amino acids. NCBI's taxonomy places the organism in Eukaryota, Viridiplantae, Streptophyta, Magnoliopsida, Brassicales, Brassicaceae. The transcript is spliced from 13 exons. The record is from RefSeq and is a predicted model, not a curated record. Gene Ontology annotation, biological process: chromatin organization; regulation of double-strand break repair. Gene Ontology annotation, molecular function: histone binding; DNA binding.
UCCGCGAGAAGCAUCAAGCAUCAAAUCUGGAUCGUUGAUAAAGUUCUUCAAGCAUUGGAAUGGACCGCGAUGCUUAUCCCUAACAUCCGACGUGGCAUUUAACUGUGUUUAAAAACUGGUUUUGUGUCCGAAUACUUUUACUUCUCUCUCUCUCUCCUCAAAAAGCUAUCGAAGAAAAAGCUAUUUGUUCUGUUUCGAAAGGAAGAGCAGUGCUGAGUCUUGGGACAGUGAGCCUUUGGUAAGAAGUGUUUGCGGUGGAAGAGACCUAACAAUGGGGGAAGAGGAUUCAAAGGCAGCCGUUGAGCCAACAGCAACGAAGGCUACUUCUCUUGAAAAGCCAUCAGAGGCUGUGGCAGGAAACAAGGAGGAUAAUGCUGGAGGAAAGGAAACACAAGAAAUUAAGAAAGGUGAGGAGAAGGCUGAACCCGAGAAAAUGGAGAUAGAUGCUGAGACUGAUAAAAUGGAAGAAGAUGCUACGGUCACCAAAGAUGAGAGACAAGCAGAGGCUACCAACAUGGAUGAUGAUGGUGUCUCUGGAGGUGGUAGUACAGUGGAAGAUAUUGUAAUGAAGGAAAAUGUGGAAUCUAAAGACAGUAACAAUGGCAAAGAUGAUGACAAGCAAGAGACUAAAGAGGCAGACCACAAGAAAGCUGGGAAAGAAUCAGAGGAGGACGUAAAAGAUGAAGAGGAAAAAGCAAAUGGAACAAAACAGGAGGAGGAGAAGCUGGUAGAUGGAGACAAAGGGACAGAAAAAACUGAAAACGUGGAGACUGUGGAUGAAGAUAAAGAGGUGCAGACUGUGGAGGAAGACCCAAAAGUGGAGACUGUGGAUGAAAAGGAGGAGGAGGAUAGUGCAAAAGAGCAGAAUGAAGAGGGCUUGGUUGAGGAAGGAGAAGAAGUGAAAGAUAUGGAAGAAGAUAAAACAGAAAAAGUUGAAGAGGGAACUGUAAAGGAUGAGGAUGGCGAUGAAAAAGCUGAGAGCGGUGAUGACAAGGAAGAUGAGAAAGAAGAGAGCAAGGGUUCUAAAAAGCGUGGUAAGGGAAAGAGUUCUGGGAAGAAGGUUGGCGAGAAGACAAAAAAGGAUACAGAACCCAAGACUCCUUUCCCUGACCGCCCUGUGCGUGAGCGGAAAUCUGUUGAGAGGCUUGUCGCAGUGAUUGAUAGAGACUCUUCCAAAGAGUUCCAUAUUGAAAAGGGGCAAGGUGUAUAUCUCAAAGAUAUUCCCAACGUUGCAUACAAGGUAACGAGGAAGAAGUCGGAUGAAAUUUUGAAGUUGCUGCACACAAUUCUAUUUGCGAGGAGAGGGAAGGCUGCUCAGAUCAAGACAAACAUAUUGGGAUUCUCAGGCUUUGUUUGGCAUGGAAAUGAGGAAAAGGCAAGAGAGAAAAUAAAAGAAAAGCUUGAUAAAUGUAACAAAGAAAAACUGUGGGAGUUUUGCGAUGUGUUUGACAUACAUGUUUCCAAGGCUACAACAAAGAAGGAAGAUAUUAUUACAAAACUGAUUGAGUUUUUGGAGAAACCUCAUGUGAAAAGCGACGUUGCAGCUAAUGAGAAAGAUAAGUCAAGUACGGGAGCUAAGCGCAAGAGAACUCCCAAGCAAAGCUCGCCUGCUGCUGGGAGUUCAUCCUCCAAACGAUCAGCAAAGAGAAAGCGAAAGUCUGGAGAAGGAACAAAGGCCGUCAAAAAGAUUUUAGCUGAUUCUGAAGAUGAGUCUGAGGAGGAGAAAGAGGAAGAAGAGAAGGAGAAGAAUGCAGAAGAGGAAGUUAAGAACAAAGAGGAGGAGAAUGAAAACGGUAUUCCUGACAAAUCUGAGGAUGAGGCACCUCAGCCUUCUGAAAGCGAAGAGAAAGAUGAGCCUGAGGAGCAUUCUGAGGAAGAAACGCCAAAGAAGAAGCGUGGUUCGAAAGUGUCAGCUGGGAAGAAAGAAUCAGCAGGGAGAGCCAGAACCAAGAAACCUGCAGCUGCUGCAAAGUCCAGUCCACCUGAGAAAGUUACACAGAAGCGAUCAUCAGCAAAACGAAAGAAGACGGAUGAUGACAGUGAUGCAAGUCCAAAGGCGUCUUCUAAGAGGAAGAAGUCUGAAAAAGCUACCAAGGCCCCAGCCCCUUCAAAGUCUGCUUCAAAAGAGAAGCCAGAAGUAAAAAGUGCUGGAAAAGGAAAAGAGAAAACCAAAGGGCCAAGCGAUAAAGUGCUAAAAAAAGCAAUCGUUGAGAUUUUGAAAAGGGUGGAUUUUAAUACGGCUACAUUCACGGACAUCCUCAAAGAACUGGGUAAGGACUUCAAAGAAGAUCUCACCCCAAGAAAGUCAUCUAUAAAGGUGAUGAUCCAAAGCGAGCUCACCAAAUUAGCAGAAGAGGUUGAUGAACAAGAGGAAGUGGAGGAGAAGAAAGAAGAUGAUGCAGAGAAGGAGAAAGCAGUAGGGUCUGCUUCUGCUGAGGAGGAGGAGAAGAAAGAAGAGAAUGCAGAGAAGGAGAAAGCAGGAGGGUCUGCUGAUGCUGAGGAGGAGAAGGAAGGAGAUCAUGCAGAGAAGGAGAAAGCAGGAGGGUCUGCUGAUGCUGAGGAGGUGAAGAAAGAAGCGAGUGCAGAGAAGGAGAAAGCAUGAGGGUCUACUGGUGCUCAGGAGGAGAAGAAAGAAGAGAGUGCAGAGAAGGAGAAAGCAGGAGGGUCUGCUGUUGCUGAGGAGGUGAAGGAAGGAGAUCAUGCAGAGAAGGAGAAAGCAGGAGGGUCUGCUGGUGCUGAGGAGGUGAAACCUAAACUUCUUUUUAGUCACAUACCGACUCUCUUUUUUUUUUUCUCUGUCUCUCUCUCUCUCUAGCCAACCAUUUAAUCACAGGCACUGUUGCCUGAUGCAUAGUGCAAAUUUAUAAGUUAAAAACUGUGGAUGUAAUAUUUUGUUGUUGUUUUGUUUGAGUCUGGAUUGCGCAAACCAGUUUUACUUUUGGUAGAGACAAGAGGAAGUUUAGCUGCUUGCAUAGCCAAAGGAUAGGGUUGCUUGUAAAAUAUACAUAUACCAUUUAGCAUAAAAGCCUCCUUGGAUUGUCGUUUGAUUUGUGAGGCUUACUUUUCA